This is a messenger RNA of Nelumbo nucifera (sacred lotus), 1343 nucleotides long. RefSeq names its product heavy metal-associated isoprenylated plant protein 23-like. The record is from RefSeq and is a predicted model, not a curated record. Gene Ontology annotation, molecular function: metal ion binding. NCBI's taxonomy places the organism in Eukaryota, Viridiplantae, Streptophyta, Magnoliopsida, Proteales, Nelumbonaceae.
UUUAUCUGGGAUUUUGAGACCAAGGUCUCCACCGGCAGGAAUCGGGUUUCCUUCGCUUUACUCCUCUGUUUGUCGCUUUUCAAGGGGCCACCAGCUUUUGCUUUCUUUUCACCUGAUAGACCUAUAUAAAUUGUAAGGAAAGUCUAUCUAUGUAAACUGCAUAGAAAGCUUAACGCUUCAGAAGAAGUAAAGCUGUUGAAGAACAGCCUUUAGAUCCUUUUUGUUCCAAACAUUGAAGGAAUCCGCAGUUCACAAGGAAGCUUCCUGCAGUUUCUAAGAGAAUUCGCAUCGAUACUUCGUAUAAAUCUACAACGGUACAACCCCAUCUGCUGCUGUUGUAGUAAUAGUAGUACUAUUAUCUCUUCUUCUCAUUUCCUCCUUCACAUCUUGCUUAGUUAGAACAGGCUAUCAAUCUGUAGUAGCUCUUCUCUUCUAAUCACCUAUUUACCUCUUUUCCUUUGCAUUUCCGUCGCGAUCGUUUGAAACAGAAAAGGGUCAUCUGUGGUUCCGGAGCUUCUAGUACUUGCUUAUUUAAGUGGGCAUCGGUUCUUACUGUUGUCCCACUUCCAGAAAAUUUUCUCAUCCUCCUCUUCUAAAAAGAUCAGAAAAUAAAGAGCAAAAAUGGGAGUUGGAGGUACGUUAGAAUAUUUCUCUGGUUUACUGAGUAGUGGGCAUAAACAAAAGAAAAAGAAGCAGUUGCAGACUGUGGAGCUUAAAGUCAGGAUGGACUGUGAGGGGUGUGAACUCAAAGUCAGAAAAGCCCUCUCUUCAUUGAAAGGGGUUAAAUCAGUUGACAUAAACAUGAAACAGCAGAAGGCGACUGUGACUGGUUAUGUGGAUGCAAAGAAAGUAUUGAAGAAGGCUCAGUCGACGGGAAAAAAGGCUGAGAUUUGGCCAUAUGUUCCUUACAACCUUGUGGCCCAUCCUUACACUGCUCAGGCUUAUGACAAGAAGGCCCCUCCUGGCUAUGUGAGGAAUGUUGAGACCACUGCCACCAGCAUGGUUCACACACAGGAAGAGAAGUACACUACAAUCUUCAGUGAUGAAAACCCAAACGCCUGCUCUAUCAUGUAGAUGCAGAAAAAAGAAAUUGUGAAGUUGUUGAAGCAUUUCUCCACUCACCACUGUAAAAAUCAAACUGGGUUUUUUCCUUGAUGGUUGUAUUUAGUGGAAAACACAGACAUUAGGAGGAAUAAUGGGAGUAGUGAUCAGGUUUUUUUGUUGAGUCGGUAUUUCAUGUUUGAAGCGCGCCUGUUGGCUGUUGCAAACCCAGAACUCUAGAAAGCUCUUUAAUAUAUGAAUAUAGAAAUAUAGAAUGGAUUGUUGAGGCUUGAAGGCAGCUA